CGCUGACCCGGAAGCCCUCGGGCGGCGCGGCGCGGCGCGGGCGUCUUUCAGUGGGGACGGCCAGCUGGGCACCAUGGUCUUCCUCACGACGCAGCUCUGGCUGCGGAGCCGCGUCACCGACCGCUACUGGCGGGUGCAGGAGGUGCUGAAGCACGCGCGGCACUUCCGGGGGAGGAAGAGCCGCUGCUACCGGCUGGCUGUCCGGGCUGUGAUCAGAGCGUUUGUGAAAUGCACGAAAGCCCGGAGACUGAAGAAGAGGAUCCUGAGGACGCUCUGGAUUAAUCGAAUUACAGCUGCUUCCCAGGAACACGGCCUGCAUUACCCAGCGUUCGUUGGCAGUUUAAUUAAGUGCCAGGUGGAGCUCAACAGGAAAGUGCUGGCUGACCUGGCCAUCUAUGAACCAAAGACUUUUAAAUCCUUGGCUGCUUUGGCCAAAAGGAGGCGAGAGGAAGGAUUUGCCGCUGCCUUGGGGGACGGGAAGGAGCCGGAAGGCAUAUUUUCCAGAGUGGUGCAGUACCACUGAGGGGACGCUGACACACCGGCCCUCUGCAGCUGGUUUCGUAGGAAGAGGCGUUUCCCCCGUGAUCGUAAUUGAAACGGGCUAAGAAUCCUUUGCCAAGAAUGGUUAAGUUUGGUUCGUAGCUGUGUUACUCAUUUCAGUAACCGAGAGAGAAAAGGCUUGUCUAUCCUCCUCGGGACAGACCAGUGACCGCUUGUCGAUUGUGUCAAUAAAGCUUGUGUGCUGGUCA
Messenger RNA from Eptesicus fuscus (big brown bat), 749 nucleotides. RefSeq names its product mitochondrial ribosomal protein L20 (gene MRPL20). Gene Ontology annotation, molecular function: structural constituent of ribosome; rRNA binding. The transcript is spliced from 4 exons. Gene Ontology annotation, biological process: ribosomal large subunit assembly; translation. Gene Ontology annotation, cellular component: ribosome. The record is from RefSeq and is a predicted model, not a curated record. NCBI's taxonomy places the organism in Eukaryota, Metazoa, Chordata, Mammalia, Chiroptera, Vespertilionidae. The coding region runs from base 74 to 523 and encodes 149 amino acids.